Sordaria macrospora k-hell is the source of this 681-nucleotide messenger RNA. RefSeq lists its product as uncharacterized. Lineage: Eukaryota; Fungi; Ascomycota; Sordariomycetes; Sordariales; Sordariaceae. The record is from RefSeq and is a predicted model, not a curated record.
AUGUCCAAACCCGGUAGUGGCAGCUUCCCAAGACGGGACGACGACGACAACAACAUCCGCUCCAUCCAGAAAACAGCCACAAGCCGCAGCGGCAGUACCUCCGUCUCCUCCAUGUCGAAAACCACUACCCGCAACACCACCGUUACCACAAAACCCACCAAAUCCGGAGGAGGAGGAGGCAAAACCAGCGGCAAGUUCUUCGGUGGACUCCUCCACAAAGUAGCCGACUGGGCCUCGACCAGCGAACCUUCCAUGCAAGCCCUUAACCAAUACAAGCAAGAAGCCUUCCAACGUGCCGGCGUUUCACCCAACGACACCGAUCCUCACACGAAACUUCACGCGCCCAUCGGCGAGAUCCCCGAGGACGCGAUAAGGCCGACCACGGGGCCGACGCCGGAGGAGGUGCUUAUGCGGAAGAAAGCAGAGAGGAAGAGGAGACAGAUGGAGGAAGAGCAACGGAGGGGGAGUAUAGCUGGAAGUGGGAGUACAGGUGGCGGUGGGAGAGGAUCUAUUAGGUCGGGUUCAAUAUCGUCGUCGACUAUGUCUGGUGGUCUGGGGUUCGGGGCUGGGACUGGGACCGGGACUGGGACUGCUUCGUCGACGGUUGGGUCGGGGUCAAGUAGGAAGGGAUCGGUUUCAGGAGGGAAUAGUGCUGUUCCGUGGGACACGAGUGGGUGGUGA